Molecule: messenger RNA, 2352 nt
Organism: Lolium perenne
Lineage: Eukaryota; Viridiplantae; Streptophyta; Magnoliopsida; Poales; Poaceae
Product: disease resistance protein PIK6-NP-like
Biological process (GO): defense response to other organism
Source: RefSeq, a predicted model, not a curated record
AUGGCUGACCUGACCCAAGGUGCCGUGGACUCGCUGGUGGGCCUCCUCUCGACGGCGAUCACCGACGAGAGGAAGCUGCUGGGCGGCGUCCAGGGCGACAUGCAGUUCAUCAAGGACGAGAUGGAGAGCAUGAACGGCUUCCUCCUCCACCUCAACAAGUCGGACGGCACGCACGACGACCAGGUCCGGGCGUGGAUGAAGCAGGUCCGCGACAUCGCCUACAUCGCCCAGGACUGCAUCGAGCUCUACAGGCGCGACUUCGCGGGCCCCAUUGACGCGGGCCUCUGGGCUCGCCUCCGCUACCUCCCCAAGCUCAUCGCCUGCCUUCCGGCGCGCCACCGCCUUGCCAACAAGAUCCGCGAGCUCAAGGUUCGCGUCCACGACGUUGGCGACAGGCGGCAGCGCUACGAUAUCAACAUCCCUCCCGCAAAUACGGCCGCGGAGAGGUUGGCGGACAGCCAAUCUAGACAGGUCGAGAUCGACGAGGACCGAGAUGCCUUUGAACGUGCGUUAGCACUUGACAAGGAGAAGAAACAACCAUCAUUUGAUGGAGCCAUCGGCCUCCUUGCUAGCAAAGACCUUCGAUCGGCAGCAACCACGGUACGUGCUGCCCUCUACAAAUGCUUGAUGGGGUACCAUAAUGGCAUCAUCACAGGCGCACAGAGGAUGUUCCGCGUUGCUCAAGAGGACCGCCUGACGAAGGAAGAGACGGAGGUGAUCUGCAUAGAGGUCGUCCUCCGUGCUCUUCGUGCUCAUAGUCAAGACCGGCGGACGGCCCAGACCAAGGAAGAUAUUUUGAGAAUAGUUAAGGAGGCUGAUUGCACCAAUCUUCCGAAUCAACUAAUGAUCUUCUGCUACAGCAACUUGUCCAGGAGUCAGAAGAGCUGCUUGCAAUAUCUCUAUGCUUUCCACGAAGAAACCUCGAUCAGCAGAACGAGCUUGGUCAGGCGAUGGCUCGCCGAAGGCCUUGUGGAGAGAAAAGUUGGUCGUUCCCUCGAGGAAGCUGCAGAGCUAUGCUUCAAGGAGCUCCUCUUUCGUGGGUUCCUUCUUCCUCACGACCGAGCCACUGCUACCGGCAAAGUCAAGAGCUGCAAAAUUCACAAGACAAUAUGGGAGUUUGUCUACACAAUGUCCACAAGUGAGAACUUUGUAAGCGACCUGCCGACUCAUCUGAACAACCAGCUUCGUUUACGAGGCUUUGUGAUGAAGCAGCAGUGGGAAAUGAAUCAACGCCCACGGGAGGUGGACAGUCCGCGGAGCAUGUGCGGGUUUCACCGCCCAACGCGACAUGCCGCCGAACCCAUGGAGGAAAUGGUAAAGUUGCUCAAAUCUCUACCCGAAACGUACCGGCUAAACGUGCUGGAUCUCGGGGGCUGCAGGGGUCUAAAGAAGAGCCACCUGAAGACCAUCUGCCAAGUGCAAUGGCUCAAGUAUCUGAGCCUACGGAACACGGGCAUCUCCCAGCUGACCAAGCAGAUCAACAACCUCAGACUGUUGGAGAAGCUAGACAUCCGGCAAACUGCGCUACGCCAGAGGGACACGGAGCACAUCUACCUCCCCAAGCUCAAACACCUGCUCACCACCUGGACGGAGACCAUCUACACAGGGAUUCCUCGCAACAUCGGAAGUAUGAUAUACAUGGAGAUAUUGUCCCAGGUCCAGGUUCAGCAUGACCACCCCACCGCCAAGAAGGAAUUGGAAGAUGUUAGCCGCCUACAGCUUAGGAAGCUGGGCGUGGUUCUCGGUGGCAGCGAAGCUCAAGAGAAUAUGGACAGUCUUCUUCAAGCAAUAACCAGGCUGAGAGAUUGCUUACGCUCUCUCUCAGUACGCAUCACUUCGCUACCCACCAGCGACCAUUCAGUGAAGAUGGAUAUGGCACCACAGCAAAAUGUACCCAACCUACUGAAUAGCCUGCAUAUUAGUGGCCUAGGGAAUACCGCGCUGCCUAGCUGGAUCCUUCAACUCCAUCAGCUCUCUGAGAUUACAUUGUUUGACAGCUUCAUGUCCAAAGAAUAUCUGCAGGAACUUGGGAAGAAUCUACAACACUUGCGCAGCCUUCGGCUCCGAUCCAAAUCAUGCGGCGAAGAAAAGCUCACCUUCAACAAUUAUAUGUUCCAAGACCUAAGGUUCCUCAUUGUCGAAAGCGACACCAUCACCACUCUAGAGUUUGAGGAAGAGGGUGCAACCCCUAAUCUCAAGAAGAUCGUUUGGUGCAACAUGCCCAAUAAGCAGCCCGGCACGCUCUCCGGAGUCCACCAUCUUCGGAGCCUGGAAGAGGUGGUGCUCAAGGGCCACUUCCUCAACUUGAAUGACAUUCAAGUAAGCAUUGGGACCAAACUGAGGUAUCCAUGA